Messenger RNA from Drosophila bipectinata, 502 nucleotides. RefSeq lists its product as uncharacterized. The record is from RefSeq and is a predicted model, not a curated record. NCBI's taxonomy places the organism in Eukaryota, Metazoa, Arthropoda, Insecta, Diptera, Drosophilidae.
GGGGCACAGUAGCAGUGAUACGUGAAAGCUGAUAAGUCAAGAGCAUCGCCUCACCAUACAAGUGAUCCGCUAUACCGCAUUCCAGAUUCCAAAAUCGAGCGAGACGAUGUCCGGUUCUCUCUGGGAAUUCCUAUUGAUCUGCAGCCUAUUUUCGGCAGUGACGGGCAAUGGUCUGAGUACCCAGUAUCGGGGCAAAACCCAGCAUCCCGACUUGCCGAAUCACUGCAUCUACGAGGAGCUGGACUUGACCGUUCCGCUUUACGGUUCGGCUUUGCCCACCGGCUAUCGGGGCUACUGCGUCAAGGCCAUGUGCACCGAGGACUACCUGCUGAUGAUACGACACUGUGAUCCAAUGCCGUUCCCACGGAGUGGCUGCCACUUGUCCGCCGGCAACUUUGAGCUCCAGUAUCCCGAAUGUUGUCCCCAGAUGGAGUGUUCCAAUGGAGUCUAAGAUCCAGGUCGCCUAUAUUACAAGUUCCCAUGUCUUGCCUACAAAAAUAUA